Molecule: messenger RNA, 548 nt
Organism: Polistes dominula (European paper wasp)
Lineage: Eukaryota; Metazoa; Arthropoda; Insecta; Hymenoptera; Vespidae
Source: RefSeq, a predicted model, not a curated record
AUGCCUAGUACUGUAACUUUGGUCGUUUUGGAUAAAAUUUUCGAACGGACUGAACUGCUCUCUGUGCGCCGAGGCAGGACGAAUGGACGCGGUGCAUCUCUCGGGCUCCGGGAGGUGCGCGGCGUUCCGGGUCGCGCUGGAGGAGUGCAGGAAGCGGGCUGGACGACGGACAGCGUAAUCCAGGGAAACCUGAACCGCAGCAGGACAGCUGACAUGCUACUACCCCAGAUAGCAGACGAACUGGACGCGGACGUACUCAUACUGUGCGAGCCAUACAGAAAAHGGACAACACGGACUUGGUACACAAACGACGACGAGACGGUAGCUAUCUGGGUGAGGGGUGCUGCCCGUUCCCGGAUAACCGGCUGUGGCGCAGGGGAAGACUAUGUCUGGGUCAAAGUGGGCACUGUCACUUACAUCAGUGUCUACCUUACCCCAAACUGCGACKCGGCGGAGUUCGGGAGAAAGGUAGCGGCCCUCGAGGACGGAAUUAGGGAACUGCCUGGGGACCUGGUAGUCGCUGGGGACUUCAACUCGAGAGCGAUCGA